UAUUCAAUUGAAGCAGAAAAAGUAGAUUUGAUUAAAAAAUUAGCGCCUGCGCUUCGAAAAUAAAUUUGAAUUUGCCGCACCGGAAAAUACACAUUCGGUGUCGCAUUAGACGGAUAUGAAUACGCCGGGCAUCAGCCUGUUUCAGGGGGCUGACACCCUCAAUGUGAACUCCACACUGGACCGCCUGGAGGAGGAAGAAGUGCUGCAGGAUCAAAAAAGACACGAAGAAGAGCUGGGGCAGCUAUUGGAAAAUGCGUUUGGCGACCUGCACGAUGAGGAGAACACGAUCGACUCGACAACGAAUUACCAGUCGGAACAUUCUCCGGCUCUCCCGCCCAGCUACCCGACCCAUCCGCUCCAGGAACCACUGCAGGAGGAUCCCCAGCAAGCUAAUGAAUUUUACCGCCUCCAGAUGAUGCUAAAAUCCAAGGACAACGAAUUGCAAACUAUCAACCAGAUCGCCAACGAUAAGCACAAGGAACUCGAUGAGAUCAAAAAACGCCUCUCCAUUACGCAGGCCGAGCUGGAGCGGGCCCGACGUGAGAAGCAGAAUACACAUGAGCUGCUGGUGGAGACCAAAGAAAGUUGCUCCAACAAAGACAGCGACCUAGAGAAGCUGCGCUUAGAAAAGAAGCAACUGGAGGAGAUUAACACGCGGCUGGUAGGCCAGCUGGAGAUUACCAGAACUUUGCUGUCCGACGUCCAGUCCAAGUAUGACAUGGUGCAGCGGGAUACGCACAAACGGGAGGAGCGCAACGCUGAACUGCGAGUCAAACGCAUUGAAGACGCCCAUCGAGGACAGUGCGAUCUUUUCAAUCAACAACUUAACCAAUUGACGGAUCAGUUGGACCGCAAAAAAAACGAGUUGGAGCAGAUGACCUCGCGGUACAAUGCCCUGCAGAUGGGCCAUGAAUCCAUGAUUCUAGACAAGGUCGCGAAGAUAAACGAGCUGAGCGAAGCUCUGGACGUUGCUCAGAUGCGCUGCAAUCAGAUAAACAGCAGGCCUGAGCUGGAAGCGGAGAAUCAUCGCCAGCAACAAUACAUCUGUGACUUAAAAGCCCGCAUAGCCUCCCUGGAGCAAACGCUUGCCUUGCUUAAUGAUCGAGUGAACGAAACUACAGCGGAGCUUGACCUAAUGGACUCGCUUCUUCAACAGCAUCAUGCGGAUGAAUCUCCCACGGGAAGGCUAAGUCAAGUGGGUGGAUCCCGACUUGUGGGGAGCACACCCCUAAAUCCCUUAGAUAGGGUUAGCCACAUCAAGCAGGAGCUGUAUCGGGCGCUGGCCAAUCUGAAGAGCAAGCGGGAGGAGGUAAGGCGCCUUGAAAAGCAAUUGGAAGAGCGAAAUCAGGAACUGCGCGUGCUGCGCGAACAGGAGAAUCAAUCCCUAGUACAACUAGCAACCCUAAAAGAAGACAAAAUGCGCCUGGAAAACAAGGUGAAAGCCAUGCAACAAGAACUGGAAGAGCUGCAACACAAACCACUGCAGGAGUCAGGUCUGCAGGCCCAAUUGGAUGCCAUGGUCGCCGAGAGGGAUUCACUGAAGGAAAAACGCCAGCAGAUCGAAGAGGAACUAAGAAAUGUGAAAAAAGAUUUAGAGCAAUUAAGGCAGCAACACGACAGCCUUCAGCAAAACUACGAGCAUCUUACGCAGGAUAAUCGGCAGUUGCGAACACGAGCAACCGCAGACAACCUACGUUUGGACCUAGAACGCCACAAGAUACUUUUGAAAGAUUCCCAAAGCGAGGUGGAGCGUCUCAAGAAACUGUAUGCUGACAUCGCCACCGACAAGGAGUCGUUAGAUUACGAACUAAGAAAGCUACGGGAAUCGGACACGCUCAUAGAAUUGCAGGAACAACGCCAACUUUUGGCCACUGCCCAGCGGAAUUUACAGCUGGCGGAGCUCAAGUCCCAAGAGUUUAGUAAGCUCCUGGAAUCGGAGAAGCUCGGACACGAGCGUGAUUUACAAACUCUACGCCAAAAAAGCGAGCGGGAGAAGCGUGAUGAGGCCAAUGCUGCGGCCAAAGAGACCUCCGAUAAUUGCACCAAGUGUAUUGAAAACCUGGCAGAGAUUACCAAGUUGGAAAUCCGAAUGUUAAAGCUUCAAAACAUAAACUCAAUGCAGGCCAAGGAGCUCAGGGGAUUGGAGAACGAACUGGAACAGUCCAAGCAGCUCCAGGCUGAGAUGCAGGAUAAGAUCGAGCUUUCGAUCAAGCAGGACGAACUUAUUAACGACCUUAAGGAAAAGGCCAAACACUUCGAGGCGUACAUUGUACAACAGGAAGAGAACCAAAGGCAGCAGCAUCAGAGGAAGACAACGCCCAGUCCCAAAUCAAAUUUAGAUUCGCCUUCUAGCUCUUCUCCGAAAGAGCUAACUCAGGAGCGGAUUAAGGUGAUCGAACAGCGUGUUCGCGAUGAAAUGGCCAAACUUUUUGCAGCCGAACUCAAAAAGUUCACUAACCGUCUGCAACAAACCGAAGAGCGGAGCCAGUGCCUCCAAAGAGAGUACCAAGCGGUUUGCGCAGAACUGCAGCAUCGCCAAACGGAGGUGGAUCUACUUAAGCAAACCAUCCUGGCAGAACGCGAAAACAUAGACGAAAUCCUGGCCGGCAAGGAGGAAAAACAGAAGGGAAUGCUGCAGAAAUGCCGCCAGGAGCUGCAAGCGAAAAACCAGCGAAUCGCCGAACUACUUCGCGAAGUGAAGGAGCAGCACGCCAGCAUUGAUUCGGAAAGACAAUCCAUGAAAGCUGUGAUGGCUCAGUGGGAGAAGCAGCGUCAGUCAGUCGACCAGGUGGAGCAGCACUGGCGCCAGCAGCUGGAAUCGCUGCGUAGCACCCACGAGGAAGCAAUGCGGUCCGCCCAGCAGCGCUAUCAAAGUGCCAAGCGCACAGCCCACAAUUACAAGUUGUAUGCCGACGACAAGGAAGCGCACAUGAAACGUGAGUACGAGCGCAUUAAACAUGAGUACGAGCUGUCGCUGGCAAAGAUCGAAACGACCAUGAAUCAGCACCUGGAGCGGCGCAGUCGCGAAAGGCACCGCGACAAGGAAAACGUGCCGAGCAAUAGCAGCAACAAGCCGACCAGCAGCUCCAACAGUAAUAUCAAGGGCAGUGGCAUAAGCAAAAGCUAGGGAAGAUAGAUGUAUAUUCGUUAGUGAAUUAUCGUUAUUGCAUGAUCUGCCAAACUGUUUAAUAAAUAUAGGUCGCUAUA
This is a messenger RNA of Drosophila rhopaloa, 3207 nucleotides long. It is a transcript of the gene asl, whose product is annotated as interaptin. The record is from RefSeq and is a predicted model, not a curated record. Lineage: Eukaryota; Metazoa; Arthropoda; Insecta; Diptera; Drosophilidae. The transcript has 3 exons. The coding region runs from base 116 to 3127 and encodes 1003 amino acids.